Messenger RNA from Carassius carassius (crucian carp), 2115 nucleotides. RefSeq names its product WD repeat domain 93 (gene wdr93). The record is from RefSeq and is a predicted model, not a curated record. Gene Ontology annotation, molecular function: protein binding. NCBI's taxonomy places the organism in Eukaryota, Metazoa, Chordata, Actinopteri, Cypriniformes, Cyprinidae. Gene Ontology annotation, biological process: electron transport chain. Bases 71 to 2104 code for a protein of 677 amino acids. The transcript has 15 exons.
GAGGCUUGUCGUCAUGACAACCUAACAUUCCGGUAAAACUCCACUAGAGCGCUUCAUCGAAGUAAACAAGAUGGCUGUGAAUGUCAGAAGAGGUUUGGAGAUCCCAGAGCCAUCAGAUUACAGCAGCUGUGAAGAUGAUGAUGUGUCUUAUUACACAGAUCUGCAGCAGCCUGAUAAUAAUCUACCGGAGUCUGCAAGAGUGAUCAAUAAGCUGUUAAACAACCUUGUUGACAGUGCAUGGGAAGUUAUAUCAAAGCAGGAGAAGAUCAAGAGGGAUGAAGAAGCAGCAAGACAAAUCCCUGUGCUGAAUGCUACUAAAGAAAUGAAGCUUCCAGGCAGAACUAAUAGUAUUGUAAGCUCUGAUGAUGGACUUUACCUGUUUCUUGGUCACACUCACAGUCUGUCAGUCAUCAGUACAUCCACUCUCACCUGUGUAAGAACGUGGCAGGAUGAAAGAGUGGAGAUUACAAGCAUCUCUUGUGCCUCUCUGGGAAAUGCCACACACCUCUUAUUCACAGUGGAUGACAUGGGUAUUGCACGGCUUUUUGUGCAUCACAUGGAGAAUAUUUAUUUAAUAAAAGUCAUCAAUGAAACUGAAGAUAUAAACCAAAGAAACAUCUGUGCAAAAUUUGAAGUGUCUAGAAGUGGGGACUUUGGAGCUGCAGUCAUGACAUGUAAAUUUCCUAUUAAAAUAUGGAAAUGUAAUAUAAGACUAAAAAUACAGUUAAUUGUGAGUACUACUGAUUCAUUAAUGCUGUUGUGGUAUAUUAUCAAUGAAGCCAGUGGCUUGGUUUGGCUGGAUGUCUAUCGCUUCCCAAUAGAUGUGUGGCUCAAAGAGCUGGAAACCAAACAGGCUACACAAACCCAACAGACCACAGAAGCCAAACUGUCUCCAGUAAUCUUACUCAUGAAGAUCAAACCUCCAGAAAUCCCUACAGGCACCUCUCUGAAAAGUCCAUCUGAGGUCCUGCAGAAGACGGAGGAAGGCACUAUAAUAGGCUCAGGCCAAAAUCACUUCAUUAGUAGUCGUCAAUGGGAAAACCAGGAUGCAGCAUUUAAGAAAAGGUUCAUGAAGUACCUCAGCUCCAGCUCUGCGAUGACACUACAGCAAAAAGCAGAAGGACCAAGCAACUGUACUUGUCACUUCUUACUGCGUGAGGGGUUUCAUUCAAUGCCUGGGGAAGCUGAGGCAGCUAGAGAUAUUCCCAUUGCUGUGUGCCUGUGGUGGAAUGGCAGCUAUAACCUCUUACAGUAUCUUCUGUUGAAGACCCUUAAAGAGAAGGACAGUGAACCCAGGCCAGAUGUUUUGUGGCCCAAUUCUCAGAAAAUCCUCUGCUCUGCCAUCAGUGCUUGCACACAGUUUGUUGUUCUAGGACUUGACGGUCAGCUGGUUACUAUAUGGGACAGACGGUUUGGGUGUCCAUAUGCCAAUAUUGUGAUCCCAGGAGAUGGUGCCAUUUGCAGGAUGAAGCUUCUUUUGCAGAGUCAAUCAGUCACUCAGCUCUUUCAGGAUCCCUUUUUACCCACACUACAGUUAGUGCUCACUUGCAGAAGUGGGGCAUGUUACAGUGUGACAGCAGGCAGAGGAGGAGACACAUGCACUGUUGCACUUAUUGAAAGACCUGCAGGCCCAGGCAGUUCUGUCACUAUAGCGGAACCAGUGCCUUUCCUGAAGUUUCUGAUUUUGUUGAUGCAGAGAAAUGGGCAAGUAUCCAUAUGGAAAACGGAGGAUUGCGCACCAGUAUUCAUCUUAAACCUGCCCCCAACUCAUGUGCUGGGCUCACUCAGGGAACCUGUGUGUCUGCUUGAGCCAGUCCAACAAAAACUAUAUAUUACAGGUGACAGAAAAACACCUUUGGUGGAGGCGACUGAUAGGAACAAGGAUGAGAGCGCUCUCUUCAUCUUCAGCUUUUCAGAAUGCACACUGAUGGAUCGGUACCGUGUCACGUGUCCAGCUGUAAGUGAAAAAGAGACCAGAGCCACACUCUCAGAUUUGGAGGAGGCCUGCAACCUUUACUUUAAGGAAAGAGCUGACUCUUGGAAAAAGAGGAACAGAAAUUUGGCUUUCCAAUGGGAGCAGCUUUCGAAGCGUGAUAUUAAAUGAUGCUUCGUAUA